UAUUUCGGCAAAAAGUCUGUCUUGUGCCACCAACGCGGAACAUCAGGUCAAAAGAAUUAAGAAUAAGAAGCGCGGUUUGUUUUGCCUCCAACUCGGCCCCGAGCUUGAUACUCGAUGCAAAGGAGAGAAAUCGCAAGUCAACUGUGACAUCAAGAUCAAGAUGAAAAUUAAACAAAACCCAGCCACGCAGUGAUCAACAACCAUCCCUCAAUAACUACCGUACCACUGACGGGGCUCCAGAGGCAGUGGUCCCACCAGUCCCCGAAAAACUCCAGAAGAAGAAGAAGAAGAGCAGCUGCCACUGGUGGGACUCUGGAGGCCGUUGUCCCACAGCCUAACUAGCGGGCCUAAAACACCCCAGAGGAAGAAGAAUGCUUUCAAAAACUAGGAAACAAACAACUUCCGCUAGCAUUUAACACUGAAGGGGCUCUGGAGGCCGUGGUCCCACAGCCCAACUAGCCCCUAAAACAUCCCAGAGGAAAUGAUGGACAUCGCUGCAGGGAGACUGACCCGACAGGACUAUCUCGUCGAAUUGAACAACUUUAUUAUGUCAUCCAAUUCAGUUAUAAGACGGUUCACAGAAGACAUCGGCUGGGCAAGUCCCCCAGCCAGCAACACCAACAUGACACACCUCCUGGCAGAGGUGCAGAGCCAGCUGAUGAAAACCCCCGAGCCUGAGGGCAUCAAUGAGUACAGUGAGGAGCCUCUGCUUCCUUCAGCUGCAUCAUCACCAUCCAUCUUUUCUGUUAGGAUUGAUACUGAAACACAAAGGAAUCUUCUGCUUCCAUAUAAAAAAAAUGCACUACCUGACCUGCGUCCACCACCAACCUCGGCGGGGGAGCUAACUGCUAAUUUCACCAGGGAAGAGAGGCUCACCCUUUAUGAAUACACCCUGAAAAAUGCUGCCCCUGUGGCAGUACCUUCAGAGCUACUUCCAGUGGAAGUGGCUAAUUCUGAAAGUCAGCCCAAAGAGCUGUCAGAACUUGAGCUGAAGAAAGCCAUGAGAGACUUCAAGAGACGCCGCCAAGCCUACAGAACCAAAGUAUCUACCAAAAACAAGAGUCAGAUUGAGAUCACUCGAGAAAUCAUUCACAGCAUGAUGGGUUUGUUUGGUGGUGACGAACCAGUCUUGCCUGGCACUCCAAAUGUUUCUGCACCAACAUGCAGCCCAGAUGGUGGUAGUGAUUCACACAGUUUGGAUAAGCAAGCAAGAUCUGCAGCUUCAACACACAACCUUGACAUAAACUCUAAAAGGGUGAGAGAUGUACGUUACUCAAAAUGGCAAGUACAUCGAAUGAAGAGGAAGGAGCAAGAAAGUCACAAAAGCAGAAAUUCAGAUGAUACACUAAAAGAUGAAGAAUAUAGUAAUACAUGUUCUGAACAGGGUUUAUAUUCAUUAAAAUAUGAAAAGAAGUUUAGGACAAUAGAUAUGAAAGAUAAUAUAAAAAAUGAAGGUAAUGAAGGUGACUGGCCUUAUGACAAAUACCAGUCAAGACACAAAAAUAAGCAUACUAGUAGGAAAUCAAAUCAGAGCAGAGAAAGGAAAAGAAUGAAAAGUGGAAGUGAAUCAGAAGCCAGGCACAAUGAGUACAGAGAAGUUAAAAGGGAUAGAGAGGGAUGUGUUAUAGAGAAGCAUGAAGACAUGAGAGGACAUUACAGAGAGUCGUCUUCAGGUAAUUCUCAGAAGAGAGAAAGAAGUAAGAGAGAUCAUAAACAUGAGCACCACAGCAGCAGAGAGAACAGUAAAGGUAGCAGGAAUAAUGAAUCAAAGGGAUGCUGACAUAGUUAAGAUAAAGGAUUAUUUGGCUCUGACUAAAGAAUUAGACCUAAAUAUAGUAAAAAUUGUUUCACAAGGACAAUAAUGCAGCAAUAAAUAUUUACCACAACUAUUACGAAAACGUCUUUGCAUCCAACAGUUCAUUCUGUCAGUUACACCUCAUCAGAUAUCCAAAUAUCACCAUAAAGCUGUCAAUGAACCAGUCAAUAUGACUGGCCUGUACUUCUUAGCUUCUUUCCUGUGAACACAGGACUGAGGCAGGGCUGUUUCCUUGCACCAUCACUUUUCAACAUUGUAUGGACAGGUUACCAGGCAUAGUUGUGGAUCAGAGUCUUUGUGGACCAUCUGAUGCCAAUACCAUUGUUCUGUAUGUUGUGUAUGUUUUUUUUUUGUUUGUUUGUUUCCACAUGAAAAGUCGUUACAAAGGCCUAACCUGGGAGAAAUCCUAAGUCAUCUAUGAGUGUGACAUCAAGAUUAAGAUCAGCUGGUCAGAACGUAAACAAUCAAUCUUUCUCGAGGUACACUUUUCGACACCUUCAGCCCCAACACGGCCUUCCAAGCCCUUAAGUGCACGCAAACCUUCCUGCAGAAGUCGGGGCAACUCGACAGGAUCUAACCCCCACCCUGGUGACAGAACGACAAACUAAAACAACACCUGAUACCAACUACCACUGACAGCCUGACUAGCCUCAUAAAACACCCAAGAAAAAGAAGAGGUACUCUUUUCACGUGUGCUUGAUAUUGGAGACUACUCAAUUAACACGCCGAUAAUACAAGAGAGUGUUUGCCCUGAGGGAGUAGCCUAAACCACUACAAAGGCUGUAGUUAGGACCGAAAGGGAAAACUAACUCCCGAACUAAGAGCAAGACCAUCCUAUGCGAGGUCAGGUCAGGUCAUAUGUUGUUGCUCAAAUAUUUAUUGGAUUUUAGACACCAUCCCCAAGGCAAUCCCAUUAAACUAAGUGACAUAAUAGUGAGCACCAGCACUAUGCAAGGAAUGGUAAAAAGUGCCAUGAAAGGGCUGGAGUAGACUGGAAAUUAGUGGGAGAAUAGACCCACGCUGCCCUCCGAAGCCGAUGUGAAUGAGUGUAGGACAUUUUCCCCCUGACAUAUUUCCCCUUGGACGUUAUCCCCUCCGGACAUUUCCCCUCCCUCUGUAUAAGUUACUCAGCUGCCCCGGUGUGGUGUCAUCUGCCAUCCGUUGUCGUGAGACAUCCCAUCCUGAACUUCACAUCAUGGAUCCCAAUCUUUACUAUCACAGAGUAACUAAGUGAAGCAUCUGAGUGUAAAAAAGUACCAAGGAGGACCUAAAAUGUGAUGCAAAGCUGAACAGGUCACAAGAAGAAGAAGAGUAAUUGUUGCUAUCCUGGUUAUAUAUAUACAUACGUCAUCAUUUGCAUUUAUAAUAACAUAAAUAAACUUGGGUGGGACAGGUCCCAACAACCAGUUGACAAUAGACACUGCUCAUGUACUAUGUAUUCAGGAUAGGAUGUCUUGCGAUAUACGGGAUGUCUGACGACACCACACCGGUGCUAGUUUUAAGUUUUGGGAUGGUAGUCUGUAUACUCAGACAGUUGGCACCAGGUCUCUGUACAACCCAUUCCCAGCCCUCACACAACAUGGAGGUUAUCAAACAAGUAUGGGUGGAGAUAAAAUUUGUUACGAAGGCUACAUGUACAUGAAGAAAGAGACGGAAAAGACACACAUUCAAUGGGAGUGUACACAACAGAAGACCAGACCAUGUAAGGCUGCAUUAACAACAAGCUUAACCUGGUAGCAGCGAUGGGCCAAAUUUGUGGCUUUACCGUGUAGCAGUGACGGGCCAAAUUUGUGGCUUUACCGUGUAGAAGUGACGGGCCAAAUUUGUGGCUUUACCAUGUAGCAGUGACAGGCCAAAUUUGUGCCAUCAUAUAACCCCCCAAAAAUAGAUGAUACAUAAUCUGAUCACAAAUGCUUUGAUAUAUAUGAAAUGGUUUGUGUGAGGGAUGACUUUUUCUCAUUUUUCUUGCUUGGAGGGACCAUUAAGAAACAUGAUCCUCGCUGCUACUGGGUUAAGUCUGGAUGAUGUGAAAGUAACUCUGCCCCACAGCCAUGUAGUUAACGAGUUUUCAAUUGUUCUAUUUCUUGGUAGCUCAAUUUCGAAGCCGAGAAGGUGCGAUUCGGUAUUCAUGAAAGAGCAAAAACAUGAAAAAAGAGUACAAACUGCAUACUUGCCAAAGCCAUUCAAGAAACAUCAGGACCUGUAACAAUACAUCCAGGUAGACGUGAAUUAGUUGGCAACAAGCAUCCAUCUCUGUGGACAUUCAUUGAUGCUUUAAGGAAGGACUGUUCGUUAGUGUCCUUUGCCUCACUUCAAGAAGAGUGUGGUCAACCACCAAAAAACGUGUUAAAUGGUUUACAAAACAUCUGCAUAGCUAGAAGAGAUGGAAAAAAGCGUGUACAACAAACCUUGAGGGCUGUUGGUUACUGUAUCAGACCCUAAAUAUGACAAGUGUGACAUACGUGUAUAGAACAUUUUAAGUUUUCGAGUUUUAAAAAAUUUUUCACAGUAUUCGACCGUACAUAUUAAUGUACUAUAGACUAUUUUAAGUUUUCGAGUUUGCUCAGUUUUUAUAUGCAGUAUUCGACCCUACAUAUAAAUGUAUGGAAUAUUUUAAGUUUUAAUGUUUUAUCUGGCUGCAUCUGGACCACAGAGUCACAUACUUGCACUUAUUUCCCUUCAACUGAACAAAAGCUCAGAAAAUAAGGAACACAACAUUUCACUCUCCAACACAGAACAAAUUCAUAUUGAUAUGGUGAUACGGUGGCAACCCCAAAAUUUUCUCUAGCCUGUCUUGACUGACAGCCAUUGCCCGCUGGUGGUGGAGGUAGGAGGAAGGGGAGAGGGGCGUUAUGUCAUGUAUUUUACAGGUAUUUUAGAACGACCUUUGACAAAUACAUAAUUUUACAGACUGGUCUUGAGAUUGACUGAAGAAUGCCCUCAUUACAAUUUUAAAACACUGAUUUAUAUCUGCGUGACCACUGAGACAGCCAGAUAUGGAACGAAUGGCAUUCUGUAUUGGUUCAAAAUGGAAUGCAACAUGUCACUCUUCAAUACAGAAUGAAUCCAUAUUUUAAGGAAUGGGUGGCAAUGAAAUGUCCCAUUAUAAUUUUAUUUGCCACUUUACCAGUUUCAAGAGAGAUGUCACGUCAGCACCUGUCACACCCUCACUAUUUGAGUGACAAUAAGUUACCAUUAUAGCAGCAACAGGUUCUUAUCCCUAGCAGCAAUAGGCUAUGCUGGGAUCACACAUCUGCAAUUUUGCCUCUGCAAAUUACUGCGAUACUGAAAAUGUGAAAAAAGUGGUGAAAUUGCAAUCUACUAUGCUCUCGCUGCGACAAUCGUAACUGGAAUCGCAGAGAGUCUUUCUGAAGCGUAGCAGUGAUGCAGUAGUUUGAAGGGUUAAAACAGUCACCCUUUAAGGCACAGGCUAUAUGUAGAUGCUCUCCCAGCAGGAAAGAAGGAUGAUGAUAGGCAGAUGAGGAGGAGUUUGGCCAGGCAGGGUUUCAGUGUGGAAGCACAGUUUUUAAAGACAUAGGAAGAACUCCAUCAGGACCAUAAGCCUUCAGAUGAUUUAGGCCAGAGACGGCAUAAAAGCACUUCAUUAAUAACUCAUCUCUCAUAUACCAGGAAGUGGCAUCAGCCACACUGCAGGGAGCACAGUGCCAGGCUACAGCACUUGACUGUGUUGGUACAGCCACUACUGAUGGUGGUGCUCGUGCUGAAGUGAUAGUCCAAGGUGGAGAGCAGUGCCAGACUACAGCACACUACCCUUUGUGUCCCGACAGCCUUCAAUGGUUCUGGUACUGAAGUGAAUGUGUGAGGCAGGAACAGUGCCUGGAAACUGAAUAUAACUCUUUGUGUCCCAAAGGCCUCCACUAGUGCUGGUGCAGAGGUGGAUGCCUGAGGUGGGAACACCUGGAGACAGCACAAUACUUAUUGUGUCCCAUUGGCCUCCACUGGUGUUGGUGCCGAAGUGAACAUUUUAGGUGGAGACACAGUGCCAGGAGGCAGCAUUUGACUCUGUGUUUCAAGGCCAUCACUGGUGCUGGUGCUGAGGUGAGGGUCUGAAGCAGGGUGCACAGCAGCAGGGUACAGCACAUUCCUCAUUAGUUGUGACAGUCCCCACUAGUGCCAGUUCUUGUUCUGAAGUGAGGGUCCAAGAUGGAGCACAGCACCAGGUAACAGUACACGACUUCGUCCACUGGUGAUGCUGCUGUGCGGGUCUGAGGCUUUAUUUAGUGUUCUCUUUGUCCUAUUUGGCUCUGGCUUCAGGACUCCUUGGUGCAUCCCUCACCUUGCCUGCUCACUUGGUCCCUGAGUGUGGCAUUCAGGGAACUUUGUUGCCCUCCCCAACCUCCCUGAGGUGAGACCAGAGCAGCCAACUCUUCACAUCUAGAGUAUUGUUGCAGUGGAGGCUGCAAGGCUGGACAGCAGCCUGAGUGACCACUUCCACGAGGGGUAAACUUCUAUUGGGGUGAGUAUCUGGAGUGAUCAGAAGAAGCACCACCACCAUGCUGCUGGCAUCUCCAGCCAUGAAAUAAAGGGAAAGUUUAGGUAUCAGAUGCGUGAGAAGAUAUAAGAUUGAGAGUAAGUUCACUUGAUAUACCUUUGCAUACACAUAAGAAAGAAAUCAUGAGUACCAAUAGUGUGGAAAUAGACUCAACAAAUACACCCACACACUCUGGUGAAAAAAGUCAUGAAUGCGCUGAGUGUGGCAAAAAGUUCAGUAAAAAGAGUCACCUCAAAUCACACACCCUGACACACACUGAUGAAAGAAACCUUGAAUGUGAAAUUUGUGGAACAAGAUUCAAGCACAAAGGUGACCUCAACAAGCAUACUCUUUUACACAUUGGUGUAAGAAAUCAUGAAUGUGAAGUUUGUGGGAAAAGAUUUAGCAGGAAGUAUCACCUUAGCAAACACACACUUGUACAUACUGGUGAAAAAAAUCAUGAAUGUGAAGUUUGUGGAAAAAGCUUCCGUCUGAAGGAUCAACUCAGGACACACUUCCUUAUACACACUGGUGAAAAAAAUCAUGAAUGUGAAAUUUGUGGAAAAAGAUUCCCACUUAAGAGUACCCUUAAAAUACACACCCUUAUACACACUGGUUUAAGAAAUCAUGAAUGUGUAAUUUGUGGAAAAAAAUUUGUCCUCAAGAGUUACCUUAAUGCACACUCCCUUACACACACCAUUGUAAAUAACUAUGACUGUGAAGUUUGCGGGAAAAAAUUCAAGACCAAGAGGGAACUUAAUACACAUGCUUAUGCACACACUGUUGACAGAAGUUAUGAAUGUGAAGUUUGUGGGAAAAGCUACCGUUUCAAGGAUUCCCUUAACAAACACUUCCUUACACACACUGGUGAAAAAAAACAUGAAUGCCAAGAGUGUGGAAAAAGGUUUAGAUUGAAGAAUUCGUUGAACAAUCACAUCUUCCGACACUCUGGCCUGAGAUCGUUCAAGUGUGAUGUUUGUGACAAAUAUUUCAAGACAAAGGGAGACAUUGCCAGACACAUGAAGAUCCACUUCUGAGGUGCUGGUGCUGCUGAUGAGUGUGGGGAUUGUAGAUGUUGUUGUUGUUGGUGAUGGAAGAGGACAGUGUCUGGCAAAGAGAACAAAAACAAACGCAUGUUGCAACUGUUAUAUCUCUGCGCCUCUUCCCCAUAUUAUAUUGAUAGAAGUUAAUUUUUAUGUUAGUCUUAAAAGUUGUAUGUGGGAGAGAAAAUUAAUGCAAGUUGUACAUAUUACUGGGUGAACAAAUGUCAGUACAAUCUAAUUCAGUAUUAUUCAAAUAUAUUGCAUGAUCUCAAUAUAUAUUCAUAUACAUAUAUAUUUUAGUAUGUUAAGUGUAGUAUUAAGUGAAAAGAUAUACAUUUUUAGUAGGUUAAGUGCAGUAUUGAAUCAAAAGGAUAUAUAUUUUUAGUAUGUUAAGUGCAGUAUUAAGUCAAAAGGGUAUAACAUUAUAUUGUUUUGUAUUUGUAUCUAGCCAUAGGUAUUUAUAUUCUUUUGUACUUAAUAUUUAUAUUUUUGCAUAUAUGUAACAUUGGCUGGGAGGGAAUAUUAUUAUUCAUUUACUACUCUGUAUGUGUUGUGAUAUUUUGUGCUGUGCUGUGUGUGUGUGUAUUUACCUAGUUUACAUAGUUGUAGUUUUACAGGGCCUGGGCUUACGCUCGUGUGGUCCCGUUUCCGUAUCUGUUUGUCCAACUUUUCCUUAAAGUUUUGCACACUCUUCGCCGAUACUACAUCCUCACUUAGUCUGUUCCAAACCACUGUAUUUCUUUGAGGGAAGCUAUAUUUUUUUAUGUCUCUCGAGCAUCUUCCCUUCCUCAAUUUUUUACUGUGUCCUCUUGAGUUCCUGGUGUUUAUUCCUUCUCUUAGUAGUAACUCCUCAUUAUCUACUUCUUCCAUUUUACUCAAUAAUUUAUAAAUUUGUAUUAGGUCUCCCCUUUCUCUUCUUUGUUCCAGUGUUGGUAGGUCCAUUUCCUUUAAUCUCUCCGUGUGUGUGUGUGCUUUAAAAAUCUAUAUUGUUUACUGUUAUGUAAUAUUGUAUUUAUGAUUUACUACUAUUAUUGAAAAAUACUGGAGACCCUGUGGAGCACCUUUGGGUGGAAUGGGGCCUGUAAACCCAAUUAAGAAUAAAAGAAUAAAGAUGCCACAGACUGAAAAUGAGUGGCACCUCAUUCAAGCUCA
This is a messenger RNA of Eriocheir sinensis (Chinese mitten crab), 8503 nucleotides long. RefSeq lists its product as uncharacterized. The transcript has 7 exons. The record is from RefSeq and is a predicted model, not a curated record. Lineage: Eukaryota; Metazoa; Arthropoda; Malacostraca; Decapoda; Varunidae. Bases 482 to 1780 code for a protein of 432 amino acids.